AUACACACUGCUCAGAACUGCCGCUUGGACUCUCUGGCUCCUGUGAGCUUCUUCAGCAUUUGGUGUGAUGCCCGAUACUAACAGCACAGUUAACUCAGCCGCAAACACUAGCAUUAUUUUAGGGUUUUUAAUGUCCUUACUAGCCUUUUUUAUAGUGGUAGGAAAUGCAGUGGUCAUCUUAGCUUUUAUGGUGGACAAAAAUCUUAGACAUCGAAGUAAUUAUUUUUUUCUUAAUUUGGCCAUUUCGGACUUCUUUGUGGGUGCAAUUUCCAUUCCUUUGUACAUACCUCACACACUGUUUAAGUGGGAUUUUGGAAAAGAAAUCUGCUUGUUUUGGCUCGUAACUGACUAUCUUUUAUGUACAGCGUCUGUGUACAACAUUGUCCUCAUCAGCUAUGACCGAUACCAGUCAGUCUUGAAUGCAGUAACUUACAGAGCUCAGAACACAGGAAUCUUGAAGAUUGUCAUUCAGAUGGUGGCUGUCUGGGUGCUGGCCUUCUUGGUGAAUGGCCCAAUGAUUCUCGUUUCAGAGGCUUGGAAGAAUGGGAGCCAUGAAUGUGAGCCUGGAUUUUUUUCAGCAUGGUAUGUCAUAGCCAUCACCUCACUCCUGGAAUUCCUGAUCCCAGUUAUCGCCGUUGCAUAUUUCAAUGUGUAUAUUUACCGGCGCCUAUGGAAGCGUGGUAACCUCAGCAGGCACCGCAGCAGGCUCCUCUCUGUCUCUUCCUGUGACGGCGGGCAAACGUUAAGAUGGGGGCUGUUCUCAGAGAAAGGAGAUCCAUCCCUUCAUUCCCAGGGACAGGGGAGGAAGAGCAACCUUUUAGCUUCCUUUAGAAGCCAGAAGAAAAGCAAAAUGAUUCAUGCUUCUAAAGGGAGUUCCCUGGCCCACGCGGAUUCCUUAUCCCUUCACCAUAGGGAACAUGUUGAACUGCUCAGAUCCAGAAAAUUAGCCAAGUCUCUGGCUGUCCUCUUAGCAGUUUUUGCCAUUUGCUGGGCUCCAUAUUCUUUGUUCACAAUUGUUAUUUCAACAUACCCCCCAGCGGAGCGCCCGAAAUCAAGUUGGUAUGAAUUUGCAUUCUGGCUCCAGUGGUUCAAUUCCUUUAUCAAUCCUGUCUUGUAUCCGUUGUGUCACAAGCGUUUCCAGAAGGCUUUCUUGAAAUUAUUUUGUGUGAAAAAGCAGCUCAUAACAUCACAAAGUCAGUCAUUUUCUUCUUCAAGAUAAUGCACUCCCUUCCGUGGAUUUUAGUCCUCAGCCCUCACUGAAACAUUCAUGCAACUCUCACGCUGGAGCAAUCAAAAAAAAUUUGAAGCAGAAGUCGGUGGGAUAUUAUUCUAAUGAAUAAUGAUCAUGUAAUGGUGAAUUAAGAACAUGAUAUUUCGAUAACUUCAUAGCGCAGAAGUGCUGUGUGUUUUCCUAGAUAUAACCUCUUUCUGUCGGUGAGAUUGUGAUAGGACAUGGGCUGUGAAAGUUAGAACUUUUUGUUUCUUUCUAGGUUCAGUGUUUGCAGUAGGGUCUUAAUUUCACAUGUUUAUUUGACAGUAGUGAACACAUAUCGCAUCUGAGAAUCAUGCCCUAAGCCUCACAGUAGAGGAGAGAAGGCGGCAGCUGAAGGUGUGGCUG
Messenger RNA from Ochotona curzoniae (black-lipped pika), 1618 nucleotides. It is a transcript of the gene HRH4, whose product is annotated as histamine receptor H4. Gene Ontology annotation, molecular function: histamine receptor activity. Gene Ontology annotation, cellular component: membrane. NCBI's taxonomy places the organism in Eukaryota, Metazoa, Chordata, Mammalia, Lagomorpha, Ochotonidae. The record is from RefSeq and is a predicted model, not a curated record. Gene Ontology annotation, biological process: adenylate cyclase-activating adrenergic receptor signaling pathway; inflammatory response; positive regulation of cytosolic calcium ion concentration. The coding region runs from base 68 to 1219 and encodes 383 amino acids. The transcript has 3 exons.